GACCUCUGAUUUGUGUUUGUCAUCAACAAGCUGCCGUUUGUCUGCUGCUGUGGACGUCCACAAUCAGCUGGUCGGUGACUGGUCUGGGAUCAGUUUAUUGAGAAACAGAUUGAAAUGUGCAGAGGCAGUCAGCUGUGUGUUUGACUGAGACUGAAGACUGACGGUUUGUGUCCUCAGGCGGCUGCAGGUUUUCACCAACAUGGAAAGGAUGCAUCAGAAUCCAGAACCAGAACUCAGUCUUGUCUCCAUGAAGAGAGCUCGCAUGCUCUUUGAAAGACAACAACCUUCUGCUGAGGAGAAGAUCAUUCAGAACCCAGGACCAGGACCACAACCAGGACCACAGCCAGAACCAGGGCCAGGGCCAGGACCAGAACCCAGCUGUGUGUCUAUGAAGAGUGAUGAUUCAAAGGAUGCCGUCAUUAACUUUAAAAGACAACAACCCUCUGUUGGACAGAAGAUUCACCAGACACUCAAACAUGGACCUGGAACUGGACCUGGACCUGGACCUGCACCCAGCUGUGUGUCCUUUAAGAGUAAUGACUCUAAAAAUAUUAUAAUCACUUUUGAAGGAGAACAGCCUUCUGCUGCAAAGAGGAGGAAGCUGGAAAAGCAAGACUCAUCUGAACCAGAACUGCACUCUGUGUCCAUGAAGACUGGCUAUACAAGAAAACAUCCUUAUAAUUUCAUGAAAAGGCACCGCCCUGUGGAUCAAAGCAGGAGGGAGGAAUCAGGCUUAAUGAAGGAGCUGCUGGGAGCCUUUGGGAAAAAACCAAAAGUGGAGCAGCAGAACUCAGAGGUUCCCAGAGCUCAGUCUGUCCAGCAGCAUCCCUUGGACUCCAUAUUCAUGCUGCUGGAGGACAACAUGGUGACUUUUGUGAAGAAGGAGCUGAAGAAGAUGCAGAAGGUUGUGAGUCCAGAUUACUCAGAAUGCCCAGGGAGUCAGAGGGAGGAUGAGGAGGAGUUGGAGGGUGAUGAUGAAGAGCAGAGGAGCAGCAGAGAGAUGUUUCAGCAGAUCACAGUGUUGUUCCUGAGGAGGAUGAAGCAGGAGAAGCUGGCUGAGUGUCUGCAGAGCAAACUUGCUGCUCUAGCUUGUAGACGUAAACUUAAAUGUGGCCUGAAGAAGAAGUUCCAGAGAGUGUUUGAGGGCAUCGCUAAAGCAGGACAGCCGACCCUCCUGAACGAGAUCUACACAGAGCUGUACAUCACAGAGGGAGGGACUGCAGAGGUCAAUCGUGAACAUGAGGUCAGACAGAUUGAAGCAGCAUCCAGGAAAGCAGCCAGAGCAGAAAGAAGUAUCAGACCAGAACACAUCUUUAAAGGCUCACCUGGAAGAGAUGGACCAAUCAGAACAGUGAUGACACAGGGAGUGGCUGGCAUCGGGAAAACAGUGUUAACACAGAAGUUGACUCUGGACUGGACUGAAGACAAAAGCAACCAGGACAUCCACUUCAUGUUUCCACUGACUUUCAGAGAGCUGAAUGUGCUGAAAGAGAGAAAGUUCAGCUUGGUGGAACUUGUUCAUCACUUCUUCAGUGAAACCAAAGCAGCAGGAAUCUGCAGCUUUGAAGACUUCCAGGUUGUGUUGAUCUUUGACGGUCUGGAUGAAUGUCGCCUUCCUCUGGACUUCCACAACAAUGAGAUCCUGACUGAUGUUACAGAGUCCACCUCAGUGGAUGUGCUGCUGACAAACCUGAUCAGGGGGAAGCUGCUUCCUUCUGCUCGCCUCUGGAUAACCACACGACCUGCAGCAGCCAAUCAGAUCCCUCCUGACUGUGUGGACAUGGUGACGGAGGUCAGAGGGUUCACCGACCCACAGAAGGAGGAGUACUUCAGGAAGAGAUCCAGAGAUGAGGAGCAGGCCAGCAGCAUCAUCUCCCACAUGAAGACAUCACGAAGCCUCCACAUCAUGUGCCACAUCCCAGUGUUCUGCUGGAUCACUGCUACAGUUCUGGAGGAGCUGCUGAGAACCAGAGAGGGAGGAGAGCUGCCCAGAACCCUGACAGAGAUGUACAUCCACCACCUGGUGGUUCAGACGAAAGUCAAGAAGGUCAAGUAUGAUGGAGGAGCUGAGACGGAUCUAGACAACAGGAGGAUGAUUGAGUCUCUGGGAAAACUUGCUUUUAAUCAGCUGCAGAAAGGAAACCUGAUCUUCUAUGAGUCCGACCUGACAGAGUGUGACAUCGAUGUGAGAGCAGCCUCAGUGUACUCAGGAGUGUUCACACAGAUCUUUAAAGAGGAGAGAGGACUGUACCAGGACAAGGUGUUCUGCUUCGUCCAUCUGAGCGUUCAGGAGUUUCUGGCUGCAGUCUACAUGUUCCACUGUUACACCAACAGGAAGGAGAAGGUUCUGGAGGACUUCCUUGGAAAAGACUGGAUAUACAAGAACAAAGACACUCUGGAUGUGUUCCUGAAGCGAGUGAUGGAGAAAUCCCUCAGAAGUAAAAAUGGUCACCUGGAUCUGUUUGUUCGCUUCCUUCAUGGCCUCUGUCUGGAGUCCAACCAGAGACUCUUAGGAGGUCUGCUGGGUCAGACAGAGAACCAUCCAGAAAUGAUCCAGAGAGUCAUCAACAACCUGAAGGAGAUGAAGAGUCAUGAAAUGUCUCCAGACAGAAGCAUCAACAUCUUUCACUGUCUGAUGGAGAUGAAGGAUCUCUCAGUACAUGAGGAGAUCCAAGAGUUCCUGCAGUCAGAGAACACAUCAGAGAAGAAACUCUCUGAGAUCCACUGUUCAGCUCUGGCCUACAUGCUGCAGAUGUCAGAGGAGGUUCUGGAUGAGUUGGACUUGGACAAGUACAGAACAUCAAAGGAAGGAAAACUGAGACUGAUUCCAGCUGUGAGGAACUGCAGAAAGUUUGGACUUUCUCACUGUAAACUCUCAGAGAGUCACUGUGAAGUCGUGGCCUCAGCUCUGAAGUCCAACCCCUCCCAUCUGACAGAAAUGACCCUGAGCCGGAACAUCCUGCAGGAUUCAGGAGUGAAGCAUCUUUCUGCUGGACUGCAGAGUCCAAACUGUAAACUGGAGACUCUCAGAUUGGAGGGCUGCAGUUUAUCAGAGAUCAGCUGUGAUUCUCUGGUCUCAGCUCUGAGGUCCAACCCCACCCAUCUGGAACAUCUGGACCUGAGCUACAACAACCUGAAGUAUUCAGGAGUGAAACAUCUGAGUGGUUUUCUGGAGAGUCCAGACUGCAUCCUGAAGACUCUGGAAUUGGUUCGCUGCAGUUUGUCAGAGAUCAGCUGUGAUUCUCUGGACUCAGCUCUGAAGUCCAACCCCUCCCAUCUGGAACAUCUGGACCUGAGUGGAAACAACCUGCGGGAUUCAGGAGCGAAACAUCUGAGUGGUUUUCUGGAGAGUCCAGACUGCAUCCUGCAGUAUCUUGGAUUGGAGGGCUGCAGUUUGUCAGAGAUCAGCUGUGAUUCUCUGGUCUCAGCUCUGAGGUCCAACCCCUCCCAUCUGGAACAUCUGGACCUGGGCUACAACAACCUGCAGGAUUCAUCAGUGAAACAUCUGUUAGAUCUUGUGGAGAGUCCAGACUGCAGCCUGAAGACUCUGAGCUGGAGGCCCUGAUCAGGACGGUGUUUGUGCUGAGAGGAUGAAGUGUGUCCUGAUGAUCCAGUGGUUGAAGCAGCAGCAGCUGGUGUGUAGAGACUCUGACUGGACCAUGUUACUGGGAGGUGGACUGGGAACCAGUAUGAAGUGUGUUGUUCCUGUAUAAUUUAGUGUUGCAGCUCCACACUGUGAAUGACGGAGAAGUUCGGUUAAUGUUGACUUGAUCCGUUGGAGGUUGAUGUCAGGUUGCAGAGUGUGCAGGGUAAGUUUCAGGAUGUUUUCCACUCUGACUUAUAUCUGCUCGUUUGGAGCCUCAAUUCCAGGUUUUCCACCCUUGGUCUGUUUCUGGGAAUGUUCUAGCGUUAUCUUUUAGUUUUGUCUUCACAUUAGUAUGACGUCAUGGUUGGUAAUGAUUCAAUCUGGCCUUUAUUAACACAUAAUCAUGAAACGCAUCCUGACUCUGCUUGUAAAUAACACUAAGGGCCUUCAGGUGUUUAAUAAGGACUUUUCCAGCUCAUAUUAGUUGUUUGAUGAUCAUCAGUCAGUUUUCUGCUGACAUGUUGUUACAUCAGCACAGUCCCUUCUCUCUGACAGAAAGUGUAUUUGUCCAACUGGUCAGUUUGUCAGUCAGGAUGGAAUUAUAAAUCCAGACCUCCAUCAUGAGCUUUAUGUUCAGAUCCACUGUUUGUUUGAGAUGAAACGUCCUGAAAAUUCCACAGCAGGUGUUUCUCCUGUUUGUAGCUUUAGUUGUGGGCAGUGAGUGUAGGUGAGUCUAAGCAGGGUUUUCAUUUGGACUUUUAUCUGCUCAACGUAGGAGAGUUAAGUUUGGUUGUAACUUUUGGUCAGAAAUCUUCUUGUUGUUUGUCUUCAGUUCUUUUCAGUAGCAUCCGUCACCCUCCGUUGCUCCUUUUUCUGUCUCCUGUGUUGUUUGAUUUGUGUUAACUCAACAACUUCCUUCAAUAAAUCCGUCAGCUUUGGGUCA
Messenger RNA from Amphiprion ocellaris (clown anemonefish), 4529 nucleotides. Its product is annotated as NLR family CARD domain-containing protein 3-like. The record is from RefSeq and is a predicted model, not a curated record. NCBI's taxonomy places the organism in Eukaryota, Metazoa, Chordata, Actinopteri, Pomacentridae. The transcript has 14 exons. Gene Ontology annotation, molecular function: protein binding. Bases 200 to 3565 code for a protein of 1121 amino acids.